AUGGACCUGAUUGUGGAGAAGCUGCAGGACGUGCUGAAGCCGGUGCAGCGGGACGCGGAGCGGGAGCUGCACCAGCUGCUUACCACUGCCCGCAGGCCCGAGAAGAAGCAGACCACCAGGAAGGGCAGUGACCUCACCCAGGGCGUCAAGGAAGAUGGGAUCCCCGUGCCCCAGAAGGUGCUUUUCCCCAUGGAACACAUCACCAUGAAGUGGGAGAUGGUCCACCGGAUCGGCGCUGGGCUGCAGAACCUGGGGAAUACCUGUUUCCUGAACUCCACCAUCCAGUGCCUGACUUACACGCCGCCGCUCGCCAACUACCUGCUCUCCAAGGAGCACAGCCGCACUUGUCACCAAGGAGGCUUUUGCAUGAUGUGCAUUAUGCAGAACCACACGAUCCAGGCUUUUUCCAACAGCGGCAACGUAAUAAAGCCGAUGGCCUUCAUCCGAGACCUCAAAAACAUCGCCCAGCACAUCCACUUUGGCCAGCAGGAGGAUGCGCACGAGUUUCUGCGUUAUACCAUCGAUGCCAUGCAGAAGUCCUGCCUCAAUGGCUAUACCAAGUUGGAUCGCCAGACCCAGGCCACAACGCUGAUCCACCAGAUCUUUGGCGGUUACCUGCGGUCCCGCGGUGAGUGCCGGCUGCCGGGUCACGGUUGCUCAGGGCCACUGUCCUGGGAACCUUUUGGGAAUAUUGCUGAGCGUGUCCAACAAGUCCCGAAUAUCACGAAGGCGCUGGGUCUGUUUGUGAAGCCGGAGGUGCUGGGCGGGGACAAUGCCUACAUGUGUGACAAAUGCAAGAAGAAAGUGUCAGCCAGAAAAUACUUCACCAUCCACCGGGCCUCCAACGUGCUCACGCUCUCCCUGAAGCGCUUUGCCAGCUACAGAGGAGGCAAAAUCACAAAGGACGUGGGGUACCCCGAGUUCUUGGACAUCCGCCCUUACAUGUCAUACAACAAGGGAAAACCGGUCAUGUACGAGCUCUACGCGGUGCUGGUGCACUCUGGGUACAGCUGCCACGCCGGCCACUACUACUGCUACGUGAAGGCCAGCAACGGGCAGUGGUAUCAGAUGAAUGACGACGUGGUGCGCUGCAGCAACAUCAAAGUGGUCCUCAACCAGCAGGCCUACCUGCUCUUCUACGUCAGGAUCUCUGGCCCCAAGAAGGGCUCGGAGGGGCCCACUGCCAAAGCCUCCGCCAAAGUGCCUGGCCGCGCUGGCGGCAUCCCCAGUCAGGGCAAGAAAACUACACCAGGCUUGCUGCUGGGGAAGAGGCAUCACAGGCUGGAGGAGGUGGGUGUCCCUGUGGCCCGCAGCACAUUCACGCUUGGGACAAAGCUGUCCAACGGCAACACGACCCCGCUGAAGCUGCCCGCUGGGCCCCUGGGACCCAAAUUAGCCCGCAAAGCCACCCACGCGGCCACAGCGCCCGGUGCUGCAGUCCAGAAGCCCAAGAAGUCGAUCUCCUUCCCACAGCAGUCUCCUGGACUCAAAACGAAGUGCCACACCAGCAGUGCAAGAUGGGCCAAAGCGGAGCUGCCCCGGCGGAAACCCCGGGAGCAUAAGAAGUCACUUGCCUCGCGCAAGCUGGUAGAUGCUGGGCCUGGAGACACUGCUGAUGCUGCCAGAGAUGCCACCGCUGCCACCGGAGAUGCCGGGCCGGGAGAUGCUGGACUAGACGCUGCCAGAGACAGCAGGCUGGCAAAACUGAAACCCUCCAAGUUGGCCAGAGCCGCUCCGGAGCCGAACACCACGACCCCGGCCCCGGCCAAGAAGCUGGCACUCUCUGCCACAAAGGACUGCAACCCGCAGAAGGAGAAGAGCAACCGCCACGCAAGGCCCCACCGAAAGCUCGCCGGUCACACCAAGUCCAGCUCCACUCACGGCAAGUCACGGCUGUCCUCAUCUGCCCUCGAACUGGCGCAUCCUAGAAAGCCUGUCGGCAUCUCCACCUCAGCUCCCCAGCUCCCAGCCGUCCCACUGACCAACGGUUCCCCUGCCCGCCCGUCGCACCCCAGAAGCAUGGAGAAGGGGCCCAGCUGUGUCACCUCCAUUUCCUCCAAGAAGAGGCGGCAAAAGCACGAACGCUCUGGCACCGCUAAGAGGCAGUGGCUCGCGCUGGAGAACUUCCGGGCCCACACAGAUAAGGCAGCAGGUGACGGUCCCAGCAGUGGCCAGUGGGGGAUGGGCUGUCAGGACCUGCAGAGCUCGCCCAAGCAAGCGUCGGCCAGCAGAACUACCCUGGGCACGAAGCCCCUUGCCCCUCUCAAGAAGAAGAAGAGGAAAAGCGAGGAGAUGGAGCGCGGCUCUGGGACACAGACCACGGGCAGCUCCAGGAGGGUUGACAAGGAGCCGAAGAAGUGGCGGGGCGCGGAGGCCGCAGACCGCAAGCACCGCAAGCGCCCGAAGAGGGAAAGCCACAGCAGAUCAGUCCCGAAACAGCCGGCUGUCAACGGCAUCCACACUGCAGACGGCACCCGAG
Molecule: messenger RNA, 2479 nt
Organism: Eurypyga helias (sunbittern)
Lineage: Eukaryota; Metazoa; Chordata; Aves; Eurypygiformes; Eurypygidae
Product: ubiquitin carboxyl-terminal hydrolase 36-like
Biological process (GO): regulation of apoptotic process; protein deubiquitination
Cellular component (GO): nucleus; cytosol
Molecular function (GO): cysteine-type endopeptidase activity; cysteine-type deubiquitinase activity
Source: RefSeq, a predicted model, not a curated record